CCCGCGCCUGCGCGCUGGGAGCGGGGCCGCCCGCAGGCCGGGCAGCGGCGGCGCCAUGGCGGGGCCGGCGGGGGCGGCGUGAGCGGGAGCGAUGUGGGAACCACCUGUUCUCUGUGAUAAAGGGAAGACACAAAACAUCUGAUAGAUGGAAGCCAUGAAGAUGUCAAAGCGGUUCUUCGCUUUUGGGAUUUUGGCAUGCAUAGCUAUUUAUGUUGCAUACAUAAAAUGGCGCUUGGAUUCCAAACCACUCAUGGGAGCAACAGAAGGAAUUGCUGAAAGCAGGGGAGAUAAACUGAACCAUCAGGCAGUGACCACAGAUCUCUCGGUCUUUUAUGGAAUUAUGUUUGACGCAGGAAGCACGGGAACUCGCAUCCAUAUAUUUAAAUUUACACAGCAGCCAAGAGAAACUCCCAAAUUAACCCAUGAGACGUUUAAAGCACUGAAACCAGGUCUAUCUGCAUAUGCUGAUGAUGUCGAAAAGAGUGCCCAGGGCAUAGAAGAGCUCCUGGAGGUGGCAAAGAAGGAAGUUCCUAUGGAGCUGUGGAAGUUUACUCCUCUGGUCCUGAAAGCCACAGCUGGCCUACGGUUGCUGCCAGGAGAGAAAGCUCAAAAGUUGCUGGAUAAGGUGAAGGAGAUUUUUCAGGCCUCUCCCUUCUUUGUGAGGGACGACUGCGUGUCAAUAAUGAACGGAACCGAUGAAGGUAUUUCAGCCUGGAUCACAAUAAACUUUUUAACAGGUAGGCUAGAUGAUCCCCAGAAGAGAAGUGUAGGGAUGCUGGAUUUGGGUGGUGGAUCAACACAGAUCACCUUCCUUCCACGUGCUGAGGAAACUCUCCAGACAUCACCAGCUGGCCACACAACUUCAUUUCAGAUGUUUAAUCACACCUACAAGCUGUAUUCCUACAGUUACCUGGGACUUGGGCUGAUGUCAGCAAGGCUUGCCAUUUUGGGCGGAGUUGAGGGAAAACCCUCAGAAGGGGAGGAGUUGAUUAGCCCUUGUUUGCCACCUGGCUUCAAAUCUGAAUGGCAACAUGCUGAGAUAAUGUACAAAAUUAAAGGACAGAAGGCAGGUGAGCCUCUUUAUGAGUCUUGUUCUAAUAAAGUGGCAAAGAUGCUCUACAAAAAAGUGCAUAAAGCUGAGGAAGUGAAGGACUUGGAUUUUUACACUUUCUCCUACUACUAUGACCGUGCAGCAGAGGCUGGUCUCAUAGAUAAAGAAAAAGGAGGAAGCUUAACUGUCAGUGACUUCGAAAUUGCAGCUAAAUAUGUUUGUAAGACCAUGGAAAUCAGCCCUGGAAGCAGCCCUUUUCUCUGCAUGGACCUCACGUACAUCACCUUCCUCCUGCAAGAGCUGGGCUUCCCGAAGAGCCAAGCCUUUAAGCUUGCCCGGAAAAUUAACAAUGUUGAAACAAGCUGGGCUUUGGGAGCCACUUUCCAUUACAUCGACUCGCUCAAUAGACUGCAGUACUAAAGCUCCUAGAAGGUGACUUUUGGGAAUCUCCAUUUUUUGGAAGCCCAACAUGGGAGAACCUGUUGAAGGACAUGCUUUUGGCUUCUGGAGUCUUUUGGAAGGUCACCAUGAAACAGGUUUCUUUCCUCCCACCACCUGCCAAGUCCUCUCCAUCGCUAGCUCUUUUUUACAGUGCAGAGUGUGGUGUGUAAAAAAAUAAGCCUUGAUUUGACAGCGUCUGGCAUCAGCUUGAUGUAAAACUUGAUCAUUAUGGAAGGAAAACCAGGACUCUGCAGGACACCUAUGAUCUCUAUGAGAAAAACACACCUUUUUGGAAUAUGCCUGUACUAUGAGCUUGCAGUAUGCUGAAGUUGCUGUAGGAAACAGUCACUCCACAAGGAACUCUUUGCUGUCCUGAUUUCAGGGUGUUUUUUCAUGUUUGUCAGCAGUUUUCAGUGAUGAUUUUUAUGUUACUACUCGUGUUUGAAGGUGAACUUGCGUGUGUGCAAAAAUGGUGCAUUUACACAGAUGCUGACAGGCAGCAGCUUUGAAAUGCAGCGUGGACGUUGCAGCUCUGUUUUCCACUUGCUGAAGGAGGAAAGCUUGGGAGCACUCUAGAAACUGGAUACGGACUUGGAGGCAUGAGCCUGUAUGCCCUGUAGCGUUAAAGCCUAAUGUUGAUUCCCUGCCUUUGGGAGGUGGAUUGUGGAAGACAACAUCAGAUUUGCUGGAUCUAGAUGAGCAAGGCCUGGGAACUGGGUACAGGGAUAACGAUGGAUUUGACAGUUCUAGAGUCAGUCGGAGUAACAUUGAUGAACAAGACAGUCACAAAAAUAAACCCUGAGCAUGGCUUGUUGGAUGUUGCAGACCUUUCUGCCUUGGUAAGGUUGAUGCGGGGCCUGGGGUGAAUGCAUUUGUGUGGUGCCGCUUCUUCUGUGAAGCUGCGGCUUCUUCUGUGAUAAAAGAAUGUAUUGUGGUUGCACUGAGCCAUGGCAGGGCAGCUGCAGUGCAGCACUCCCAGUGCGUGGGCAGGGGCAGCAGGAGCUGGAGGGGACAUGCUGCGCUGUUUGUAACCUAACUGUGGAAUUGUGAUGUGUUUGUAUGGAUGUAUAGAGAAGACUCGAGUGGUCUUUUGGUGGUGCAAAAGAGCUCAGCUUCCCCAAGAGCCAGCAGUGCUCGCCUUGACUCCUGGGCUCACGGCAGCAAUACGUGGUGGCAUGGAGGCACGCUGCGUGCAUGGCUGCGGGCUCUGCAGCUGAGCAUACGGGGACACUUGAACCCCGCCGUUCUGACAAUAAACUCCCAAUUUAAAAUGAAAA
Molecule: messenger RNA, 2769 nt
Organism: Pseudopipra pipra
Lineage: Eukaryota; Metazoa; Chordata; Aves; Passeriformes; Pipridae
Gene: ENTPD6
Product: ectonucleoside triphosphate diphosphohydrolase 6
Exons: 14
Coding region: 146-1471 (441 amino acids)
Cellular component (GO): Golgi apparatus
Molecular function (GO): hydrolase activity
Source: RefSeq, a predicted model, not a curated record